Saccostrea cuccullata (small rock oyster) is the source of this 825-nucleotide messenger RNA. Its product is annotated as two pore channel protein 1-like. The coding region runs from base 351 to 812 and encodes 153 amino acids. The record is from RefSeq and is a predicted model, not a curated record. Gene Ontology annotation, cellular component: lysosomal membrane; endosome membrane. The transcript is spliced from 10 exons. Gene Ontology annotation, molecular function: voltage-gated channel activity. NCBI's taxonomy places the organism in Eukaryota, Metazoa, Mollusca, Bivalvia, Ostreida, Ostreidae.
AUGAUUUCAUUAAUUGGCGAUGGUUUGAGGUAUUCAUAUAUCUGGUGAUUGCAGCUAAUUUUAUUUGGAUUUUAGUGGAGACAAUAUCACUGUCAAAAAAGAACAUUGAUGUAAAACAUUACAACUUUACAAUCACGUGGGCUUCCAUCAUUUUUGUAUGCAUAUACACCUUAGAGGCCUCCAUAAAAAUUCUUGCCAAGGGUCCACUGGAAUACUUCACAACAGGAUGGGAUGUGUUUGAUUUCCUGGUGACGGUGACCAGUGUUAUAGGUUUACUAGGAGAGUACUUUAAUGAUUCUUUUUUCUACGUCACUGUCCUCAGGCCAUUCAGACUUCUCAGGUUGUUUAAGAUGAAGAGAAGUUAUAGAGACGUUUUAGGAACUCUGUUUAUUCUUUUCUCUAGGCUAAUCAGUCUAGUGGUCGUCAUUAUGCUAGUCUACUAUUUCUUCGCCAUUAUUGCCAUGGAGUGCUUCCUGUAUGUUGAUCUCAAAAACUGCUGCAAAAACACCAGUGUAGAAGCUUUCUACAAGUUUAGCAACAACACCAACAGUCUGGGAUAUUAUUACCUCAAUGACUUCAGUAAUAUACUCAUAUCAGGUGUGACAUUGUUUGAGCUAACAGUGGUCAACAACUGGUUCAUUAUAAUGGAAGGAUUUGCUCAUCACACAGGGGAAGUGUCCCGAACAUUUUUCAUGACAUUCUACAUUGUUAUGAUGGUAAGUAUACACAAAAUCAAAUAUCAUCUCAUCUCUAUGACAUUCUACAUUGUUAUGACAUUCUACAUUGUUAUGAUGGUAAGGGUUAAUCAUUAGAUGUCAUCCCAUC